Anguilla rostrata (American eel) is the source of this 2380-nucleotide messenger RNA. Its product is annotated as calsequestrin-2-like. Lineage: Eukaryota; Metazoa; Chordata; Actinopteri; Anguilliformes; Anguillidae. Gene Ontology annotation, cellular component: sarcoplasmic reticulum lumen; Z disc. The transcript has 12 exons. The coding region runs from base 205 to 1497 and encodes 430 amino acids. Gene Ontology annotation, molecular function: calcium ion binding. Gene Ontology annotation, biological process: regulation of cardiac muscle contraction by regulation of the release of sequestered calcium ion. The record is from RefSeq and is a predicted model, not a curated record.
CACAUCCCGAUCCCAGUCCACCCCUUUGUCUCCUCUUUGUCUCGGGGAGAGAGGGACGGAAGGAGAGAGAGAAGAGAGGGACAGAUAGGCAGAAAACAGACUGCUUUGCUUUUCUGCAGGAGACAGGAUAACUGGAAAAUACCGGAGAGGAAAAGGCUGGGAAGAAUCAUUCAUGGUUGAAGGCCGCUGGUUCUGAAGGAGAACAUGAAGGCCCUGUGGCUGUCUGCCCUGCUCUGCCUGUAUCUGGCCUCCCUCUGUGUGGCCGAGGAGGGCCUGCAGUUCCCCACCUUUGAUGGGAAGGACCGGGUCAUCGAUAUCAAUGACAAGAACUACAGGAAAGCCCUGAAGAAGUAUGACAUGCUCUGUCUGCUUUACCACGAGCCCCUGGGCAACAGCAAGGAGCUGCAGAAGCAGUACCAGAUGAUUGAGCUGGUGCUGGAGCUGGCUGCCCAAGUGCUGGAGGAUAAGGACAUUGGGUUUGGGAUGGUCGACUCACACAAAGACUCCAAAGUCGCUAAGAAAUUGGGUUUGAAUGAGGAAGGCAGUGUGUACGUCUUUAAAAAUGACCGGGUGAUUGAGUUCGAUGGACAGCUCUCUGCAGACACCCUUGUGGAGUUCCUCUUGGAUCUGCUGGAUGACCCCGUGGAGCUCAUCAGUAAUGCCCUGGAGCUGCGCGCGUUUGAUCGCAUGGACGAGGACAUCAGGCUCAUUGGAUACUUUAAAAACGAGGACUCAGAGCACUUCAGUGCCUUUCAGGAAGCUUCUGAACACUUCCAGCCUUUCAUCAAGUUUUUUGCCACCUUUGAUAAAACAGUGGCCAAGCAGCUGACGCUGAAGAUGAACGAGGUCGACUUCUACGAGCCCUUCAUGGAUGAGCCCGUGACUCUUCCUGGCAAGCCCCACUCUGAGAAGGAGAUCGUCGACUUUGUUAACAAGCACAAACGGCCAACACUAAGAAAGCUGCGUGCUGAAGACAUGUUUGAGACCUGGGAAGAUGACAUGGACGGAAUCCACAUUGUUGCUUUUGCUGAGGAAGAAGAUCCUGAUGGUUUUGAGUUCCUGGAGAUCCUGAAAGAAGUGGCUCGAGACAACACCCACAACACGGAGUUGAGCAUCGUGUGGAUCGACCCGGAUGACUUUCCCCUGCUGAUCACGUACUGGGAGAAGACCUUCAAGGUGGACCUGUUCAAGCCUCAAAUCGGUGUGGUGAAUGUGACCGAUGCGGACAGCAUCUGGUUGGAUAUGGCAGACGAUGAAGACCUGCCCUCUGCAGAAGAGCUGGAGGACUGGAUUGAGGAUGUGUUGUCUGGGAAGGUCAACACUGAAGAUGAUGAUGAUGAUGAUGACGACGAUGAUGAUGACGAUGAUGACGAUGAUGAUGACGAUGAUGAUGAUGAUGACGACGAUGACGAUGACGAUGAUGAUGAUGACGAUGACGAUGACGAUGAUGAUGAUGACGAUGAUGAUGACGAUGAUGACGACGACGACGAUGAUUAAUUUAUGAACUAUGAAUUCUGGGAGGCAAUCUUAAUGACCUCACCAGAGUACCUCAAGCUGGAUUCUGUUCAGGGAAGAAGCAAGGCAAACCCAGAGGAGAAAGCUAUCCUGAAUGCUUUUAUAGAGUUUUGUACAUUUUGUACGUAAAUAUAUCGUCUGCAACUUCAAUUUUUUCCAAAUGACAAAAUAACAUAAAUGGACAUUUAAAGCUCUGAAUUACUUCAAGAGUUGAUAGUACAACCGAGAGGUAUCUCACUGCUCUUAAAUGAGAGACUUCCAGCUCAUGAAUUUGAUGAUGUACACACUGAGCUGGUCUGGUGGUCUUUACUGUCAGUGCCAGCAGGGUCCUGAAUGAACGCACUGCCAAGCUGCCCCUUCAGACCAUAAUGCCUUUUCUAACUCAGCUCUCAUUAAUAAAUCCCUUUCCUCCUGUUUUAGUCCUCCUAAUUAUGUGCUCCUUUACUGGAAUUCAAUCCUCAUUAAUGUGUUAUUUUACUGUUAUUUGACUUUCAUUAACUCCCUGCUAACUGGGACCAUUUGGAUCCAUGUUCACAAAAAUACCAAAAAACCAUUUGAAAAGUGAAUUGUUGUAACACUGGAUAAUUUGGAGGUCCUGUUCUUUAAUAUAAGGACUGCCUUAUGCUGUAAUCAACCUGUGGAAAAAGGAAAACUGCCAGAAUAUCUGUGGAAUCUAUAUCUUAUGGGAACUGUUAUUUAAAUAAGAUGAUAUAACACUAUUCUUCUGAAACCCAUUUACAUCAAAAUGUCAGAUAUUAUAAAUUUAAAAAUCUAAAAACAAAGCCAACAAUAUUUCCCCAGUUGAGAGGAGAGAGGAGGUGAGGUGAGUGUAACUGCUUUCCAUUUGAAUAAAGCUCCAGGUUGA